AUGGAUUGGCUGAAAAAUACAACAAUUGUAGUGUUAUUCAGUCAUUCAACUGACAAAAGUAACAAACACAAGAAACGUCAAGUCCAGUGCAAUAUGCGAAAGAACACUUUAGAUAUGGUCACUAUAGGUAUCGCAUGCCUUGUGGGAGUCUACACGGGCACGAGAUUUUUCGAGCCCAUUGUUAUCGAUAGAUUGCGUAAGGAUGGAAACUUGAGAACGGACAUUCCCAUCCCAGAAUACGACGAGGACGGAAAUCUGUUAAAGGUCACGCCGUCUUUAUCAUCCACACCAGCUGCACCACCUACACCACCUACACCUCCUACUCCACCACAACAGUAA
This is a messenger RNA of Saccharomyces cerevisiae S288C, 339 nucleotides long. RefSeq names its product Ecm19p (gene ECM19). NCBI's taxonomy places the organism in Eukaryota, Fungi, Ascomycota, Saccharomycetes, Saccharomycetales, Saccharomycetaceae. Gene Ontology annotation, cellular component: mitochondrial membrane. The record is from RefSeq and is marked reviewed. The coding region runs from base 1 to 339 and encodes 112 amino acids. The transcript has a single exon.